CGGCUAUGGCUGGUGAGUAUAAAGGGUUAGCGAAGGAGGCACUAUAGACCAGCGAACAGCACGUUCACUACUCAAUCGCCUUCAAGCCACCUCCCCAUCUCAUCUACCCUCUUCACCUCUACGAUGAAGUUCAUCUCUGCCAUCGUCGCCGCCGUUGCCGCCGCCUCGGCCGCCGUCGCUACGACCAUCCGCUACGACCCCGUCUACGACAACGCGGGCCAGUCGCUCGCCACCGUUUCCUGCUCUGACGGGCCCUACGGUCUGCUCACCCGCGGGUACACCACCUUCGGGUCUCUGCCCCAGUUUCCGCACAUCGGCGCGAAGGAGGGCGCCUCGCACGGGACCGCGGAGUGCGGCACCUGCUACAAGCUCUAUUGGACGGACGAGUUCGGCACGACUCGCUCCAUCCACGUCCUCGCCAUCGACUACGCGACGAGCGGCUUCAACAUUGCCCAGACGGCGCUCGAUGAGCUGACCGGCGGGCGCGCUGUCGAGAAGGGGUCCAUUGACGCGACCGUGAAGCAGGUCAACGUCAAGCACUGCGGGCUGUAAUGGACCACCCACGAACAUUUGGGUGUAUGCACUCUUCCGAACCGAUAUCAUGGCAUGGACUUACGGACUCACUAACGGACGUUGUUGUACUGGUAUCGGACUAUCUGUGUUGCAAGGAUUUGUAGUAGUGUAUGACCACGGGACUGUAAUGAUGAGAGAACGUGCAUAUUC
Schizophyllum commune H4-8 is the source of this 723-nucleotide messenger RNA. Its product is annotated as Cerato-platanin. The record is from RefSeq and is a predicted model, not a curated record. Bases 124 to 552 code for a protein of 142 amino acids. The transcript has 2 exons. Lineage: Eukaryota; Fungi; Basidiomycota; Agaricomycetes; Agaricales; Schizophyllaceae.